CGAGCACAGUUACUCUGCCUACUAAGAGUCGCUGAAUACUCUCUGCUUGGGCGGACUGUGCUACCUUAUCUUUGUCUAGCUGUGUUGGAACAUAUCUUUCACACAUUCGUCUUUCCUGGACGCGAAGGAUUUUUGUCGAGGGAUGUCAAAGCGAGUACGAAGCAGAGAGGUCUGCGCUGAUUGCAGUGCUCCGGAGCCACGCUGGGCCUCUGUUAACAGGGGUGUGUUGAUCUGCGAUGAGUGCUGCAGCAUCCAUCGAGGUCUGGGGCGACACAGCUCUCAAGUCAGACAUCUGACUCAUUCUCCAUGGCCAUCCUCCCAGUUACAGAUGGUCCAGACACUGUAUGGCAAUGGAGCUAAUUCCAUAUGGGAGCAUAGCCUUCUGGACCCUUCCUCUUCAGUGAGUGGGAAGCGCAAAGCCAACCCCCAGGACAGAGUUCAUCCCAACAAGACAGAGUUCAUCAAGGCCAAAUAUCAGAUGCUGGCGUACGUCCAUCGGAUGCCUUGUCGUGAGGAUGACAGCGUAACAGCAAAAGACCUCAGCAAGCAACUCCAUUCAAGUGUCCGGACCGGCAACCUGGAGACCUGUCUCAGACUCUUAUCUUUGGGAGCACAGGCCAACUUCUUCCAUCCAGAGAAAGGAAACACCCCACUACACAUAGCAGCAAAAGCAGGACAAAUGUUACAGGCAGAACUGUUGGCAGUUUAUGGAGCUGAUCCCGGGGCUCUGGACUCCAGUGGAAAGACCCCCAUCGAUUAUGCAAGACAAGCUGGGCAUCAGGAGCUGGCAGAGAGGCUAGUGGAGAUACAGUAUGAACUCACUGACCGGUUAACAUUUUACCUUUGUGGUAGAAGACCGGAUCACAGAAAUGGGCAACACUUCAUCAUCCCACAGAUGGCAGACAGCAGCCUGGAUUUGUCUGAGUUUGCAAAAGCUGCAAAGAAGAAGCUCCAGUCGCUAAGUAACCACCAGUUUGAAGAACUUGCCAUGGAUGUUUAUGAUGAAGUAGACAGAAGAGAAACAGAUGCAGUGUGGUUGGCCACUCAGAACCACAGCACACUUGUAACAGACACUACAGUUGUGCCUUUUCUGCCUGUCAAUCCAGAGUACUCAUCUACCAGAAACCAGGGUCGUCAGAAAUUGGCAAGGUUUAGCGCUCAUGAAUUUGCCACUCUGGUCAUUGAUAUUCUAACUGAUGCGAAACGACGGCAGUGGGGUAAUUCCUGUGAAAGUCCCAAAGACAAUGUGGAGCUGAUCCUUCAGGGAAUAGACAGUUGCCAUAACAGUGAGAGCCAGGACAACGACCAGCCGGAUUAUGACAGCGUGGCAUCAGAUGAAGAUCCAGUGCAAGAGGCCACUUGUGGGGACAACUGCAAUGAUAGACGGACCAAGAGCUCGGAGUCAUCUGACCUGUCCGACGGACCAAUCACAGUGCAGGAGUUUAUGGAGGUGAAGAGUGCUCUCACUGCGUCAGAAGCCAAAAUACAACAGCUUCUUAAAGUCAACUGUCACCUUAGUGAAGAGUUGCGGUUGAUGCAAAGCAAGCUGAACUCCCUGCAGACUGAAAACACAACACUGCGAUGGCAGACCCCCAGCGGACAACAGCAGCUCCAGGGGCCCUUUGGUCGACACCCUCCCCGCGGGGGCCGCGCCAUGUCCAUGUAUGAGACGGGCUCUAGUCCAAGGCAGUACCCCCACCGAGUCGAAACAGCUCGGCAUGAGGAUGGAGUCAUCUUACAACCCUUCCCAACCAAUAUUGGGAGGGGUCCUUUGGGAACGGCUGCUUCCUCCCUCCCUACCUUCCCCUCUCCCCUGUCCUGGUCGUGGGAUGAGAGAUCUCGAAGGGGCUGUAGUCUGGAAGGACAGAGCAUCAUGCUGGAGAACGAUUACGACACUGCGCCCAACCACUCUGAACUGGAGGAGACUGGCAGCCCUGUUCCAGCCUCUGAUGCAGUGGAGCCAGGGGAGGAGGGGGAGGAAGAUGCCACGCUGCCAUGCACAGAGGAUGUCAUCUGUAAGACAGAGCAGAUCACUAAGAACAUACAGGAGCUUCUGAGAGCUGCCCAGGAGACCAAACAUGAAAGCUUCCUGCCUUGUUCAGAAAAGAUCUGCAAUGCUGUGACAGAGAUGGCCGCCCUGUUUCCCAAGAGGCCGUCCUCAGAGACCGUACGCGGGUCUCUGUGUCUGCUCACUUCGAGCGCCAGCCGGCUCCACGGAGAGUGCCAGAAGGCGGCAGAGCACAACCCCUGCCCGUCGGACAUCCAGCUGGUCACUCAGCAGGUCAUCCAGUGCGCCUAUGACAUUGCCAAAGCUGCCAAGCAACUUGUCACUGUGACAACCAAAGAAAACAACAACUAACUAAAACCCAAAGACAUUCCCGAAACACUAAAAAUACAGUUUAUCAAUGAUGUUGCUAAUUCCAUCAGUGUUAACACCAUUUCCCUCCCUCCAAUUUUAAUCAGUGUAAGCGUUCACACACAUUCCUUGCAGUGGGAAAAUCUUUAAAAAAAAAAAAAAGAUGCACCAUGCAAAAUUAUGGAUGACUAAAAACAUUUAUUUAUUUUGUUGUUUUUGUAUCAUGGUAGUAACGGAGUAGACAAACAUUGAAAGAUGCAGACAGAAUCUGUUACCAUUCCUUACCUCACAAAGAGAACAGUUUAAUCCACAGUUUCCAAAAGUGCAAUGUUGUGUGUAUGUAUAUAUAUAUAUAUAAAGCAAUUAGAACAACAAGCAGUUGAGCCUUCUAUAUUGUACUUUCCUCCAUAGAGGUUAUUAGUUGUGGUCCUUGAGGUCAGUUGUCAGGUGUGACUGAGCUGCCAGAGAGACCAAACGUCUGCAAUCACACCUGGCAGCAAGCACCAGAAUAGAUGAACCCUAAUCUACACCAGUGACAUCAGUAUAUUUUCCUUAAGUGUUUUUAAGAUGCAACAACAGUAUUUUAAUCUUGAAUCAUCGUGGUGCCACUUGCUUAGAGUUCAGAUGUUUGUUUAGCAAGCAAACUGUGAUUUAUUAACAAAAAUAGCUUCAGUGCAUGGAGCACCGCGUCAGGCCAGCAGUACCAAGAGUGUGCGAACGUUCAUUCCAUCCAGCAGCUCCAGCAGGUGAUUUCACUGUUCAGUCCCUCCGCUCUGGUUGAAGAUGUGUUUAUAAGUAAAGUAUCAGUAGUUUUUGGAGUUAUAAUGUUACAGCCAUACUUCUGUGUGUGUGUGUGUGUGUGUGUGCGCGCGCGUGUGUUGGUGUGUGUGUGGCAGAGAGAGAGAGAUGGCCUCGAUGGCCCGUGUGAAAUCCAUUUUGAAUCAAUUUUAAUAGCAUUAUGCAAAUAUAUAAGAUGUAUGUAUCCAUGUAAUUCUUUAUCAAAAUAAUCCAAAUGCUAUUCUAUUUAUAAACUGUAUGUCAUACCUCUAAGAAAAUAUCAAUGUUUAUUUUCAUAAGCUUUUGUUUAACAUGAUGCUCCUCACAGACUAACUUUUUGUUCUGAGGUUUGGGACGUCUCAGCUGGCAGUAAGUUGUAGGCAACUUGUGAUCUCUGUUUAUUUGGUGUGGUGCUGUAACUCCAGUGUGUUAGAUGCUGCCUGUGGUCAAAUACGUACAGCUACGGUUUACAAUCACUGAUUAAGUAAAUGUGCCCUCAAAGUUAAGAGUA
Chelmon rostratus (copperband butterflyfish) is the source of this 3644-nucleotide messenger RNA. RefSeq names its product G protein-coupled receptor kinase interacting ArfGAP 2b (gene git2b). The transcript has 20 exons. Lineage: Eukaryota; Metazoa; Chordata; Actinopteri; Chaetodontiformes; Chaetodontidae. The record is from RefSeq and is a predicted model, not a curated record. Gene Ontology annotation, biological process: brain development; regulation of ARF protein signal transduction. Gene Ontology annotation, molecular function: GTPase activator activity; protein binding. Bases 143 to 2359 code for a protein of 738 amino acids.